AAACAAAAAACAAAAGGAGCAGGUGAAUCAGGCCUAGGCUAUCAAAUUACCCAGUUUCGAAAACAAUUCCCAUGGCGACGGAAAAGUGUGCAGAAGAUUUUGGGGACACCUCCGCGGCGUCCUUGAAAAUGGUACCAAAGGACUAUGCAUAUCCACUUCUUGAGGAUCCGCAAGGCGCGCUGACCCCGCCCAGUGAAGGCGGGCGGACGCUAGUUACCCGCGGUGGCUUCAACUACUUCCACUACGGAUGCGAUGGCCACCAGGAUGCUGGCUGGGGUUGUGGCUACCGCACCCUGCAAUCGGCCAUUUCCUGGAUCCAACGUCGACGGGGGUCGAGCGGUCAUGUGCCUUCCAUCCGGGAGAUUCAGCAGAUCCUGGUGGCCCUCGGCGACAAGGGUGCAGAGUUCGUGGGCUCGCGCGACUGGAUCGGCACGCUGGAGGAGUUCUACGUGAUCGAUGUGCUGCACCAGGUGCCCUGCAAGAUUCUUCACGCCAAGGAGCUCAGCUCGAAAGAGAUCCUCGGCGAGCUUCGGAGCUAUUUUGAGAAGUACCAAGGCUUCGUCGCAAUGGGCGGUCUCAGUGACACCGCCUCCAAGGCCAUUACCGGCUACCAUUGCAGUGCACGUGGUCGCAUCUUCCUGCAGGUGGUGGAUCCGCAUUUCGUAGGCGUGCCCAGCUCCCGGCAGCACUUAAUCGAUCAGGGCUAUGUCCGUUGGGUGCCCGUUGACGAGUUCGCCGACAGCACGUACAACCUCUGCCUCAUCUUGCAGCCGUAGUCGCAACUCUCCGUACCUAUUUUAGCAAUAAAUCCCGCUCAGCUCUUGAUUACCAUUA
Messenger RNA from Drosophila simulans, 834 nucleotides. RefSeq names its product probable Ufm1-specific protease 1 (gene Ufsp1). Lineage: Eukaryota; Metazoa; Arthropoda; Insecta; Diptera; Drosophilidae. The coding region runs from base 72 to 776 and encodes 234 amino acids. The record is from RefSeq and is a predicted model, not a curated record. The transcript is spliced from 2 exons.